CAUACAAGGCCACUCACGACCAAAUUGGACAACACAUACCCGAGGCUUCAAACAGCUUACAAUGGUGGAUCCGGCCACUCUUGGAUGGGGUCUUGCUGGGCUGGCAACAAGUGGCUUGACCGCAGCACAAGCAGCCUGCUACAAUCGGAACGGGAGCAAAAGGAGACAGCAAGAUGAAGAGAUGCGGCGCCACCAACAAGGACAACAAAAUCAUUACAUGGGUGAGGUUAUUAGAGGUAAUGCUCAGCGUGCGGAGUUUGAGAAGGAGGCAAGAGAAGCGCAGGGCCGCCGUGAAGCUUUUGAGAAGCAGGUAAUGGAAGCACAACGACGCCGUGAGGCUUUUGAGAAGCAAGCAAUAGACACACACAAACAAGCGAUGGCUGCUUAUUAUCAAGGUCGAAGGGACGAAGAAAUAGCUCAUGGCAGAACGCGGGAAGGCCUGGGUUUUGUCAUGCACCAGAAUCAUCAAAUUCUCCAACAGCUGAACAAUGCUGGACCCCGUCAGCGACCAGGGCCAAUUCCCGUUAAUAGACAUCCUCAUGGAUCUAGAAGAGAUCCGUUUCCUAUCGGUGCUCCUCAACCUCCCAGAAGACUUCUUGGUGGCCCUGGUGGAAGAGACAGGUAUUAGGCUUUGGAUCCUGUUCUUCGUGGUCACAGUCCUAGGCAAACCCUUCGCUUCUAAAGAUGGGACUCCAUAUAGUGUUGUUUGGCGAUUUGAUAGCGGCGGAGAAAUCCAGUCUACUGAGGAGUUUGGGAUUUUCUCGUCAAGGCAAGGGAGCAAAUCGUUGAGUCAGUGCG
Molecule: messenger RNA, 798 nt
Organism: Cadophora gregata
Lineage: Eukaryota; Fungi; Ascomycota; Leotiomycetes; Helotiales; Ploettnerulaceae
Exons: 2
Coding region: 62-628 (188 amino acids)
Source: RefSeq, a predicted model, not a curated record